AUGGAAGAGGGGGAGGGGAAGAAAUACUCGUCCAAAUUUGAGAUAAAGGGGAUUUGUAUGACAAGCGAGAAUUGUGAAAAAAUUUGCAAGAUAUGCUUAAAAGCAAUUCGAGAAAAUAAACUUGAAAAAGAUAUAGCAAGUCAAAUAAAAACCAAGUGUGAAAAUGAUGAAAUGUUAAAUAAGGAAAAUUUAACUGAUGAAACAAGUUAUUUAAACCUGAUAGACAAUUUAAAGAAUGAAAACAUUGGAUCGUGGCAAUGCAUUGUUGGGAAAAAUUUUGCAUUUUCUAUAAAUUACCAAUUUAACUGUAUGAUAUAUUUUCAGCAUAAAACCACGAAAUUGACCAUUUUAAUAUACAAAUCGGUGUGA
Plasmodium gonderi is the source of this 369-nucleotide messenger RNA. RefSeq lists its product as hypothetical. The transcript has a single exon. The coding region runs from base 1 to 369 and encodes 122 amino acids. Gene Ontology annotation, molecular function: dynein light intermediate chain binding; dynein intermediate chain binding. Gene Ontology annotation, cellular component: dynein complex. Lineage: Eukaryota; Apicomplexa; Aconoidasida; Haemosporida; Plasmodiidae. The record is from RefSeq and is a predicted model, not a curated record. Gene Ontology annotation, biological process: microtubule-based process.